CCAGAGUGAAUUGUAGAUGGAAUUUUCAACCAGUAGUAAUAUCGCAACGGUCCACAAAGAUAGUUUAGUUAGUGGCUUUCGGUAUCCUCGUCGACUGGGUAGAGAGGAAAACAGUUUGCCUAGUUUUUCCCUGUAGGAGCAGAACUAGCUAAACAAAAAAUUAAGGGACUUGAAGGAAUUGAGAGUAUUCCUAGUAUUCGCGGAGGAAUUGAUGCGUGUUUUCUCUGUAGUUUACCUUUUCUGGGAAUGAAAUUCCGGUAGUGGUUGCCAGGGUGAACCUGUGAAAAAGUUGAAAAUUUCGGGUGAGAGUGUCCAGGCAUGCAUAAACGUACUUAGAAGUUUGGAAAAAGCGGCGAAGGUGGGCUCGCUAGAGUUGCUUUCGGUGGUGUCUUGCGGGAGGUGAAAGAGUGGCAUCCGAGAAAAACAGGAUUUAGUGAUUCGUGUGUUGGUUGUACGGACCCGUGCAAAAAUUAGAAAGUGUACAGUGCUCGCAUCGUUAUUGACAAUAUGCUAGACAGCAGCAACCCCCAGCUCAUCGCCGUAUCCUGGAGACGAGAACUUAAAUAGAUUCUUGGGAUAUCUCGAGAAUUCGUAUAUGGAACCGUACCCGUUACUGGUGGUCACAAGGAAAAUCGAGCAAGGGUACCCUUCAUUUUGGCGCAAACUCCAACAACGAAAGCUUCAGAGCUAUACAAUGCUAAACUGCACUUAGUUAUCCUCCCAAUAUGUGUUUUUUAAUUCUCAAGGUCCGAAUAAAACCUAGAAACAAACACAUUCGGAUCAAUAAGGCCUGAUUUUGAACCUUGAAUGUACCAAACAAUGGAAGAAGCUCUUCCACAAAUGGCACUACUGGCUCUUGCCCUUGCAUUACUCAACUCCUUGCAUGCAACCGCCUCCAGUUCUUCUGCGCCAGAUAUGCUUUACAUCCGCCAUGGCCGCUCAAGAGUGAGGCAUUCCAACGAAAAGGACUAUCUCCGUUGGGGCUUGCAGGCAUUGGACAAUUUAACGCUUCAAUAUGACGUAGUCGAUUCGUUUGACAACGAAAGUUUUGUUUUCCUGGACGGUGACCUAUGGUUUCUUGACAAUGGCACAUUUUAUAACCAAACUGGUAGCACGAAGCCAUUCGAAGUACCGACAUCUACAAGUUUACCCAUUUCACAUGCACGCAAGAAGAUCGCGAAGAAGAAAAUCAUGGAGAACAUUCGGAAAACUGUAGACAAAGGAGUGGAGUAUUUGAAGGCUCAUAGCAAGUUGGAGGUGAACGAUAUCAUACCAUCAAGCAGUCGAACAAAAGUAGGACCUGAUGCCAGUCAUUCCGACAGUUCGUCAACGGAGACUGCAGUUGUUGAUAAUAUAGCUCAGAAAAAUCUACCCCAUUCCGUGCCCGCUCGGUUGAACGUGCCCUACACCCAACAGCUAGCGAACCGCGAGAACGAUCUCGAUGAACCUGAGUUGACCGAUAGAAACGAAACUGCCAUAUCCUUGGAUGGAAUAGGCGAGGAGGCUCGCGAAACUGAAACAAAAAUGCUGGAAAACAAAUUUUCACAAGAACAUCCAGAUGAGUUUGAAGGUGAUGAAGAAACUGUGUUGGAAACGAUUUUCGGGACGACAAAUGAGGAUUUGUCCGAUCUGGAUGAGAUCAGUCGCCAGAACCGGUUGAACUUGCUCAAGGGUCGUGAUGUUGUGACCAAAUUUCUGCAAAUUGUGGAAAGCCAACAUUUACUGGGAGCCAACUGUACAGCAGGAACGGCACUUAAUCUCGGAGAAGGUGUGGUGGAUCAGUACGCUCAGGAUAGGUUCAGAGUUGAAGCAGAGGUGGCUGUAAAUCGGGCGAAUAUGUUAACAAGAAUUUUCAAACAAGCUUCCCCCUCAGUCCAAGCAUCUGAACAUCUCCUGCACGCGUCAGUGCUUUCAAUGGUGGAAUUCGAUGACGACAUAUUUGCUGCCGGGAAUUGUUUUGAUUGGAACCAGCACCCCUCGAAAUCAGGACUUUUUUGUCCUUUUGCGUAUCGACUUCCACCCCCAGACCAAGGGGCUGCCUUCGCUAAAGAUUUAGCGGCUGAGUAUCACUACCUGGGCAACACGUCGGAGUGGUUCUUUCUGGCAAGGAAAAACGCAGAGAAAGUCAUCGAUAGGAAUGAUCAAUAUACAAAAGCAUAUCACUAUUACUCAAACAGUACAGCACGAGAAGCGGAUAUAAUCCUGACAGUGAAAUAUGAAGACGGCCGUUGGUCCAAGCCUUACUAUGACUGUGGAGGCGGCAACAUCUGGAUGCUGACAUAUACAGUACCAUUUUUCGGUUUCGCUAAUGGGACUUACUUCUUCAAGGGAACUUCUGGAAUUGAUAUUGAUUUGCGACGUGUUGACAUCGACCAAUGUCCACAAAAGCACAUUCCUGGCGUGAUUCAACCGCUGAACAUUUUCGCUGGAACGGACAAAUGCAAACAACGUACAACUAUGUGUGAACCGAUAGCUGGCCUCGGAUUCCGACGAGGAUCUUACAAGUGUGUAUGUCGGAAAGGUUUCUACUUCCCAGACGUGGUUACAAUGCAGAAGUACUUCAAUGGAAGCAUUCUGGAGGAGGAGUAUGAAAAGUUAAUGCUGGGCGAAGUUUCCACCUACAACAAACCAAUGAGCUAUGAGUGUCUGCCCUGUGCUGAGGGGUGCGACUACUGUGAGGAUUCUUCACCAUGCGUUGCAGCUCUGAAUUGGCCCAUGCGAACCAGCAUCUUAGUGUUGGCCUGCGCUAUUAUUGGACUGUUACCACCAGCUGCAUGGUUCACAUUUCGUUAUCAGCAAAUAAAGGUCGUCAGAGCAGCGAGUCCUGCACUCCUUCGGGUCAUCGCCUUGGGUGCCUUCUUCAUAUACUGCACGACUAUCGUCAUGUACCCACCUCCGUCGCUUUACACCUGUACAGCGCGAAUAUGGUUGCGUGAAAUCGGAUUCUCUCUCACAUAUGGUGCUUUAAUGUUAAAAACCUGGAGGAUAUCAGUAAUAUUCAGAGUUCGCUCGGCUAAGGCGGUUAAAAUCACGGAUGCUGCGCUGCUGAAGAGGCUUGGGAUGAUUUGUGGAGUUAUCAGCGUUUGCUUGUUGAUACGAACGGUAGUGUCACCACCAGAAGUUGUUGUAGGACGAACGGCAGAUGACUUGAAAGCCUUCCUGUGUAAAACGGAUUGGUGGGACUAUACCUUUACAUCCAUGGAAGUCCUGUUCCUCGCGUGGGGCGUACGGCUGUGCAUUAUGGUAAGGAAAGCGCCCUCGGAAUUCAACGAAAGCCGUUUUAUCUCGAUGGCCAUCUACAACGAGUUCCUGCUCACAUGUUUCCUAAAUGUCUCGAUGUUGUUUUUACAAUCGCCGGCAAAUCCAGAUUUGUUGUACAUUAUAUUCUUCUGCCACACACAAUUAACUGUAACACUUCUUUUAGGAUUAAUAUUUGGUAGCAAGGUAUGGAGUGUGCUAAGUGUUUAUAUUGUAUUGCGUAGUGGAAAGUCUCAGGAAAAUACAAUUGGAUUGGGAGCAAAAGCAUCUGGGGCCAAGUUUAAUUUUCGUCCGCAAGUAAGGACAUUUGCUAAUCCAAGUACAGCUACAUCGUCAACGGCGCAAUUGGCAGCAGACGUACGCUUAACCGACCAGGAAGCGCUAGAAGAGAUACGCCAACUCAGUGUACAGCUUCAACGAAUUCAAGAGCUCGCGCCACCACGAGGCCUAGCUGCCAUGACCGUAUGUAGUCUAUUAGAUAGUUUAAAGACAACAACUCAACCAAUGACUUUGAGUGCACCAUCCACCAACUCUAUGAUGUUGCCAGUCUUCAGUAGUAUCGAAUAUCAAAAGGAGUGCCGAGUUUUGGGAAGGACCUUUGACAAAUCUGUGAAUACCCAACUUACGGGAGAAGAUAUCGUCAACAUGCAAAUUGCCAGCACAUGUAAUCAAACCCGAAACUGCCAAGAGCAAGGACAAGAGCCAGAUAACGAGGAUCCCAGUUCUUCCCUUCAAGUGGAGCACGAGCCAUGCGAUCUGAGUUUCUCCGAACUGUAUUUGGAGUGUAUGUGUUCAAAAUCCGACGACUUUGACUACCGCUCGAGCAACGUCAACCAUUCCCAAAUUAGCCCAGAUCGGGGAAAGUGCUCACCUGUGUCCUGCACCCAUAGCAAACCGGAGCCUACGACCAAAGGAUCACAAAAGGCAUUUCACAAAAAUCGUAGUUUAGAUUUGUUGAAUGUAAGUAGAUUAAGUCCAGAGCAAAGUGACAGCAAAUGUAAGGAUCAUGUUCUCAUAUGUGAUAAUUGUAAUAAAUCUCUUGUAAAUACUCCACCGAAAGACAUCGAGUUAAACUUAGGUAGGCAAAAAACGAAAACAAUACAUCAAACCAAAUCGGAGAACACAAUCCUGUGCACCGCAAAAACGGACGAUAAUAAAAGUUGCGGGGCCCGGGACAGCAAUAAGGAGGAAUCAAAUCAGGAGAAGGAGUCCGUUUCCGAUGAUGGCGGGGUGGUUUCAAAAAGUAACCCAGCUGUAGGAGGCGACCCAAAGGCGGCCCGGAAAGGUAAAGCCGAAAAGUUGGUUCUUGACCUUAACGAUCGUAGUAAAUACACGAAGGAAGUUUCAGUGUAAGAAAAAGUUGUAUUCGCUUGUUUUUGUUGGGUUUGAAAAAUGUAUCGCUUGUUCUGUCGUUUUAUUUUUGAGUGAAUAGAAUCCGUCUGGGAUCGGCUCAUUAUUGCUUGCCUUAACAGUAAGUUGUUUUAAUGUUUAAGAGUAUUUAUCAAAGAAAAGAGAAAGAAGUUUCCAGUUUCCAUUUUUGGGGCGCUACCCCCAUGCUUACUCUCUGAUAUUUGAAAAUCCAUCCAAAUCAUACAAAAUGGCAGAUUUUAUUUAUUUAUUUCUACAAAUGAAUCUAUUUUGAAGCAAUAAAUCUUCUAGUAAGGCAUAAGAAAGCGCUUUUACUCUAAAAUUUUGGUUCCAGGACAAAUAAGUUCGAGUAAACCAUUCCACCCAGUGAAAUCUUUAUUUUGUUACGCUUUUGAUGUCCUUCCAAGUAGAUAUCUACAUAUCUGAAACCCUGCGACCCUCCCCUAUCUGUGUCUGAUAUAGAAGUCUAAAUCUGAACACUACAGAGAACUUUAUGUAAGUUUAUGUCAUUGUCCUUGACAUUUUUUCUUAUUAAGGAUAUAAAAGAUAUAUAUAUACAUUUUCUGUAAAAAAGAAGCAAAAGUGAAACAAAUAACUAAAAUAUUUUGUAAAAAUGAAGUUGAAUAAAAGCAAAGCAAAUACCAAACUGUCUAAGUAUUAAAUUUUUAAAAUGAAUUAUGUAUUAAUGAGAAUCAAAGCAAGGUUGCGUUACAAUAUAAGAAAAACUAUUUGUUGAUAAAUAAAAGAAUUGUCUUUCUUGAGUGAAUAUUAUUUUACAAAGACACCAGACGAUGAAAUAAUAUAACAAAUAAAAAUUAUUUUUA
Messenger RNA from Hermetia illucens (black soldier fly), 5450 nucleotides. RefSeq lists its product as uncharacterized. NCBI's taxonomy places the organism in Eukaryota, Metazoa, Arthropoda, Insecta, Diptera, Stratiomyidae. The transcript is spliced from 14 exons. The coding region runs from base 808 to 4611 and encodes 1267 amino acids. Gene Ontology annotation, cellular component: membrane. The record is from RefSeq and is a predicted model, not a curated record. Gene Ontology annotation, biological process: G protein-coupled receptor signaling pathway. Gene Ontology annotation, molecular function: G protein-coupled receptor activity.